AUGGACGCAUUUUGCUACCCAAAGCAGACCAUCGAGUUUACCUACAGUCUACCAAAUGAAAAUGCAACAGUAAGCGAAACCUUUCAACUUCCACUAGAGAGCAAUAUCACAAUUCGUGAGCGUGCUUUUCUCUUGAUGAAAAAGCACAAUCUGGAGCAACAUUUGCUGCCAGAUUUACUGCAAAAGCUCGAGACUUGCAUCGACAAUGAAAUUGAUCAGCUGCAAUGUGAGACGUUGGCUCGACGACUGGAGCACAAGGACGCCCUAAUGGCCAAGUGUCGCGACUUUUGGCAGCAAGUGCGGCACGACAAUUCCGAGACCAUCUCACAAGCCAAGACGCAGCAAAAAAACUUUCACGAUGAAAACUUUUACCUAAUGUACCACCAGAUUGUCCACUCGGGCAUCCUGACGCCUCAGCUGAUUCAGCUCGAAAACCACAACUCGGAGGUGAUUCGCAACCUGCUGCGAGAGCGCGACGAGUUUUUGGAAAAGCUAACACGGGAGCAGAACCAAAACGUAGAGUCGAUUCUCCUCAGUGGCUCGUACAGUGACAGGGAGAUCAACUCGAUUACGAAAAACAACAUUUUGCUGGCAGAAAAGCGACUCAAAGAGUGGAAAGAUGUCAUUGCCAAUGUUCGAAGCGACCAGAAGCGAGAGUUUGCCGCCUGGGUAAAAAACACCUAUGAGGAUUUAAACGCGGGAGUUGCCACUACCGGUCACGUUGGCAAUCCAAUCGACUCGGUGUUGGUGGAGCAAGAGGAGGAGGAGGAGGACCAGGGGCCAAUGGAGGAAAGCUACACCAUCAACCUGGGCGCUCAGCUAAAGACGACCCACAACUUGCGCCUCAUUUCAGUCGACAUGAACAAGUUUUGCAAAAACAUUUGCACGCCGCAGCGAAUUCAGACGGCCAUGUCGCUCUAUUCAAAUUCACUAUCGGCAGUGGUUCGCCUCGUCGACAAUUGUCUCACCAACAAGUCGGGUAAGUCUGUAGGUUUUAUACUGCUAGGAUCUAAUUCUUGUCUAGACUUUGCCAAGUCUUGCUCCAACGCUUCCGAGAAUCACUUUGCCGAUUUUGACGUCCAAAUGGCCCACAUUGGCGCCGACAUUUGCCGCGCCAAGCAUCGAGGCGCCGCCGCCGCCGACGGCGACUACAGCCGGCUCAACACGGGGGAAGCCUACAUAACCAAGCACUCCAACUUGUCAGAGGCACAUGUCGUCUUUCACCUGGUCACCGACGAUACCGUCAAGAGUCCCGACAUCAAUUCUCGCCAUCCAGUCAUUUUGGGCCUGCGAAAUGUCCUCAAGAUUGCCUACAUUUACGACAUUGCCCACAUUUCCAUUCCGCUGUUGCUGCUGCACGACAUGAACGAGGACAUAACCAUUCAGUGGUGCCUUCGGCGGGCCGAGCUGGUGCUCAAGUGCGUCAAGGGGUUCAUGAUUGAAAUGUCGUCGCUGCUCUCGCUCAACGACAAUGAAAACAAGACUAUACAGUUUGUCGUACCCAAGGCAAGUGGCCAUUUCAUGUGGGUUUACUAG
Rhagoletis zephyria (snowberry fruit fly) is the source of this 1536-nucleotide messenger RNA. The record is from RefSeq and is a predicted model, not a curated record. NCBI's taxonomy places the organism in Eukaryota, Metazoa, Arthropoda, Insecta, Diptera, Tephritidae.